Molecule: messenger RNA, 1290 nt
Organism: Nicotiana attenuata
Lineage: Eukaryota; Viridiplantae; Streptophyta; Magnoliopsida; Solanales; Solanaceae
Product: desiccation-related protein PCC13-62-like
Exons: 3
Coding region: 162-1073 (303 amino acids)
Source: RefSeq, a predicted model, not a curated record
AGUUUUUUUUCUUUCUAUUUUUGGAUUUGCACACAGUAUCGCCUUUUCUGAGGUCGCUUCCGACGUGUAGGAUUAAAAAGGACAUUUUUGCAAAUGCCUCUUUAGUUUCUUUUUUGUUUCCUUUGCUUAAGCUUCUCGUUCCACUUCUUUCAGCUGUAACCAUGAUAUUUGCUUAUUUCUCCCUACUGAUUUUCCUCUUUUUGCAAUUACUAAUUUCAAGUUGUGCUUCUAUUGGUUCUAACUUGCCAAAAUCGGAUGUGGAUUUAUUAGAAUUUCCUUUGAAUUUAGAGUAUAUGGAAGCUGAAUUUUUCUUGUGGGGUUCUUUUGGCCAUGGAUUGGAUAGUUUUGCACCUGAACUUGCAGAUGGUGGACCGUCACCUAUUGGGGCUACAAUUGCAAAACUCAGCCCUCUAAUUAGAGAUGUCAUUGCUCAAUUUGGAUUCCAAGAAGUUGGUCAUGUCAGGGCAAUCAAGAAUACAGUAGCAGGAUUUCCAAGGCCACUGCUAAAUCUAAGCAGAGAAGCAUUUGCUACAGUUAUGAACGAUGCAUUUGGACAUAAAUUUGAACCACCUUUUAAUCCUUAUGCUAAUGACAUUAAUUAUCUCCUUGCUUCGUAUGUUAUCCCUUAUAUUGGACUUACUGGAUAUGUUGGAGCCAAUCCUAAACUCCACAGCCCUACUGCCAAAAGGCUACUAGCAGGGCUACUGGGAGUAGAAUCAGGUCAAGACGCAGUUCUGAGAGCGUUACUCUACGAGCGAGGAAGAGAGAAUGUGGAACCCUACGGGAUAACGGUAGCAGAGUGUACAAACCGGUUAUCAGAGCUGAGAAACAAGCUAGGACACCAUGGAUUGAAAGAUGAAGGACUCAAAGUGAAACCAAUAGUAGGUGCUGAAGGGAAGAUACGAGGAAAUAUAUUAGCAGGAGAUAAAUACUCGCUUUCCUACGAUAGAACGCCAGAGGAAAUACUGCGAAUAGUGUACGGAAGUGGAAAUGAGAAUAAACCAGGAGGAUUUUACCCAAAAGGAGCAGAUGGCCGAAUUGCAAAAUCCUUUCUUGGAGUUGGAGGGAAUUAAACAUUAGGAAAUUAAUGAAAAGUUUGUUUCCUACGUGCAGAAAAAUGCAUAAUAAAGUGAGCGAAAGCUUAGUACUAGGAAAAAGGAGAAAUUAUACAUGAAUAAAUGUGUUUUUUUGGGAGAGAUGGCAGAGCUUAUUGGACAUUUGUGCUUAGUAUUUUCUGACUUUUAUGAGGAAUCAUGUGUAUGUUUAUGUUAAUUCAUUAGAUUUCAUCUU